AUGCCACGAGCUACUCUUGAUUUGCAAAACAGCGCCGACCUGUCUGCCAUUGGCGGGCAGUGGCGGUGCGCCCACGGCUUCGUGCCCGGUGAACCGAACGAAGGCAUCGUGAGCGAGGCUGAUGGUUCUCCCUGCCGCCUGCCCGACUUUGACGAUUCCGGUUGGGAAGUGUGCGACGACCUGGGCGCGUGGCGUCGGCAGGGCGUGUCAUUCAUCUGGUACCGCAUCACCGCCAAGUUGCCCGAAACCGUCGGCGGUCGUUCGCUGGACGGCGCCCGCUGCCUGUUCGAAUCCUGCAUCGACGACUAUGGCGAAAUCUGGAUCAACGGCGAGUGCGACCGCGAACGGGCCACCGUACAGGGCUUCAACGUUCCGCAGCGCGUGGUGGUCACCACCGAGCCCAAAGCCGGCGACGAGGUAACCAUCGCGAUACUGGCGAUGAACGGCCCGUUGGCUGCGCCCGGCGGUGCAGUCUUCGUACGUUACGCCACUCUGGCCUUCGAAUGGCGGGAAACAGGACGCUAG
This is a messenger RNA of Geodia barretti, 525 nucleotides long. NCBI's taxonomy places the organism in Eukaryota, Metazoa, Porifera, Demospongiae, Tetractinellida, Geodiidae. The record is from the annotation of a GenBank genome assembly.